GUAAAUAACAUCAUGCAGCUUAUGUAGUUAUCCAUUGUAUCCCACUGGCAGCAUUGGAAACACAAAGACCAUUAGAGCAGAAAGCAAUGGUAAUGUGUUCUCAUUGGGUACUUUCGCUCAGUAACUGGUGAUUAGUGGUCAACCAUAGCAUGAUCAAGGCCAACAUUGUCAUUUUGUGGAUUGCUGUUUCGUUUACUGAAUACUUCUAGGGUCUUAUUAACUGAAGAUACACCGCACGCCAGGUCAGCAGCCUGAGAGCUUAGACCGAAAGCAAGAGUGCUGGCUUCGCACACGCUCGUUUCUUUGAUAGCUAAGGAGUAAACACUGUCAUCAUCUGAGACCAUGGAAGUUGCAGCACUGGGUCCUUUGGAAUACUACAUCAUGGGAUUGAUACUCACUGUGGAAGCUAUACUUGGAACAAUAUGCUGUGUUCGUCUUCUCCUGGUGUAUUUGAAAAAUCCAACCCUCCACCAACCGCAGAGUCUUCUAGGCAUCACACUGUGCAUUGGAGACUUGGGAAUAGCUCUGAUGUGCCCAUUUGCCGCCUUUGCAAGCUUCAGUGAAACCUGGCCAUUUGGAGAUGAGUACUGCCAGCUGUAUGCCUUUACUGGGAUGCUGUUUGGUACACUCAGCAUAUCAGCUAUGGCAUGCUUGGCUUUGGACAAAUGUUACUCAAGCUCAAACGAUGCUAAAGGGGGUUCUAGUCAGCCUUACAUCUUGAUUACAUCAAUCAUCUGGCUAAACGCCCUCUUCUGGUCACUAACCCCACUGAGUCCCAUCGGUUGGGGGCGCUAUGCCAUCGAACCGCCUAAAUCGACGUGCAUGUUGGACUUUGCAAACCGUGAGCCAUCAUACAUGAUGUACUUGUUCUUAAUGGCAAGCACGGUCUAUGCGUUGCCAGUAGGCGCCAUCUUAUGGUGCUUAGUGAAGCUCAGAAAGGGAAAAGAUCCAAACAACGGAAAGAGCAAGGUAUGUCUUUUGGUGUUGUUCUCAUUGAUUGUGUACUGGGGAGCCUAUGGAAUCGUAGCACUAUGGGCAGCACUAGAUGACAUACAUAAUGUCCCGCUCCGAUUGGUUGCUGCUGCUCCAAUCCUGGCCAAGAUCUGUCCAAUCGGAAACACUGUAAUGCAGGUGCUGACCAAUAGGAACAUCCGUUGUCUGAUGUACAGAAAGGAAACAGUUGCAUCCAACAAGAGGGAAUGAGGAGCAUAAUGCAGAAAAUAAUUUCGUGUUAUGAUAGGUCUAAUAAUGCCGGUGUUCUCCUUUUCUUUGCACACGCUAAAGGCCAUAUUUUGUUACACAGCAUUGUUUUUAUUUCAUAUCGUUAUUGUAGACUUGUAUUGCCAUUUAAGUUGCAAUGUCAGAUUUCCUUAGAUUUUUUUUUUAUCUGAACUAAGUUUGACAGAUGGUGCUUUUUUAAAACGAAAAAAAAACACAAAUUUCCUUAAACCAUGGAAAAAACCAAACGAAAAAAACCCACAAAUUUCCUUAAACCAUGGAAAAUGCACACAAUAUACAUUAAACAUGCAAACAAAAAAUCCACAAAAACUGCACAUGGCUGAUGGACGUGAGAUAAUUAAUGUCAGGAUUCUGGCGAUUAUUUCUUGCUUAAAUAUGACUGAAUAUACCACGAAGCAGCAGAUUGGUUUAUGUGCAAUUCCUGAAAUAAAAGCGUACAACUUUCUCAAAUCUAAUGGCUUUUUAAAGAUAUAAUUACAAACAUGGCAAUUUUAUCAUGUGUAUAAUUUCUUAGAGGUAACGCCCAUUAAUUAAUCAUUUUGGCCCAAAUGACAAUUGUCUGUUAACCAAUUAAUAUUCUUUAUCCCGGUGCAAGAUAAUUGUCUACUAAAUCAUUAUAUUUAUUGACCAAACCAACAGCGGACGAGCCGCCAAUUACAGGAAAGGAUAAUACACAAAUUAAAAACAUGC
Molecule: messenger RNA, 1929 nt
Organism: Asterias rubens (European starfish)
Lineage: Eukaryota; Metazoa; Echinodermata; Asteroidea; Forcipulatida; Asteriidae
Product: RPE-retinal G protein-coupled receptor-like
Exons: 6
Coding region: 343-1203 (286 amino acids)
Biological process (GO): G protein-coupled receptor signaling pathway
Cellular component (GO): membrane
Molecular function (GO): G protein-coupled receptor activity
Source: RefSeq, a predicted model, not a curated record